Molecule: messenger RNA, 1909 nt
Organism: Durusdinium trenchii
Lineage: Eukaryota; Dinophyceae; Suessiales; Symbiodiniaceae
Source: the annotation of a GenBank genome assembly
CACCUCUUUGGCGUAGAACUGCGGCACCCUUUGCUGGCAGCCAUGGCAGAAGCUGCAAAGAGCCCUAGCAAGGAAGACAGAGACGAAGAUGAGGAAGCUGAAGACGAAGAAGAGGAUGAAAACGAGAACGAGAACGAGGAAGGUGCCCAAACUGGUGAAAAAAAGAAGAAACAGAAGAAGAAGCCUGCCAAGACGGAAGGCACCGCUGGCUACCCUUCCACUGCAAAUGGCGAGGAGGAGAAGGAAGAUCCUGACCAGCAGCAGCACUUGCUCCAAAUGUUGCGCAAGCGUGGCCCAUGUGAGGAGUCACGCAGACAGACGGCGCGGGAGCACCUUUUUUGGGACACGCAGCCUGUGCCAUCGAUGGGCUCAGAGUAUGGCCAAGACAGUGGGCCUUUGGACGAGUUGCGCACAGUAGACGAUGUGCGUGCAGAGCCAUACCCUCUACCCGACAAGUUCGAAUGGUGCACUUGUAACGUGGAUGACGACAAAGAGAUCGAUGAAAUUUACACACUCUUGACUGAAAAUUAUGUGGAGGACGAUGACAGUAUGUUUCGGUUUGACUAUUCGAUCCACUUUCUGCGCUGGGCGUUGAAGCCACCCGAGUUCUUGAGGAGUUGGCAUUUGGGGGUUCGAGUGCAAGGUGGAGGAAAGCUUGUCGGAUUCAUUACCGGAAUCCCUGCCAAGAUUCGAGUGUUUGAGAAGUCCAUUCAGAUGGCGGAGAUCAAUUUCCUUUGUGUCCACAAGCGGCUGCGAUCCAAACGACUCGCGCCCGUGCUCAUCAAGGAGAUCACUCGCAGAGUAAACAGGGAAAAUGUAUGGCAAGCUGUGUAUACCGCUGGAGUUGUGCUUCCUAGACCCAUCAGCGAGUGCCGCUAUUGGCAUCGAUCUUUAAAUCCCAAGAAGCUCAUAGAGGUUGGCUUCUCACACUUGGGUGCGAGAAUGACCAUGGCACGAACGAUUAAACUCUACAAGGUUCCCGACAUGCCGCAGCUCCCUGGCAUGCGAGAGAUGAAGAAGGAGGAUGUGCCUCGAGUGCACGGCUUGGUGCUGAACUACUUGAGGAAGUUCACAUUGCACCCGGAGUUUACACCGGAGGAGGUGGAACAUUGGAUGCUGCCGCGGCCUGGUGUGGUGUACUGCUAUGUUCGUGAGAAUGAGAAGGGUGAAGUGACUGACGUGUGCUCCUUCUAUAGCUUGCCCUCCUCCAUCCUAGGCCAUGCCAAGCACAAUACUUUGAAGGCAGCCUAUUCAUAUUGGAACGUAGCUUCCACGGUGCCCUUGCAGGACCUGAUGUAUGACGCUCUCAUUUUGGCCAAGCAGCAGGAUUUUGAUGUCUUCAAUGCUCUGGACAUUAUGGAGAAUGAGUCAUUUUUGAAGGAGCUGAAAUUUGGGAUUGGUGACGGCUACUUGCAAUACUAUCUCUACAACUGGAAAUGUCCACGGAUUGAGCCAAGAGGCAUAGGGUUGGUCCUCCUAUGAUUGGCAUAGAGAUGAGAUGUAGAGAUCGACAAGAGGUAAUUGCUCAAGCCGGGUGUGCGGACAGCAACGACGCAGCUCUGCCCUUGUCUUCAGUGCUGUGAGCGGUGCAUGUCACCCCAAGUCUCUUUUUCCCCCAAAUUCAGUGGCACCAGUGGCAUGUGCUGAAGUCAAAGGCAACGCGGGUGACUCUGCUUCAUUGCAGAAGCAUCCUCAAGAACAAAGUUUGAUACAGGCCAUCGUUUAGUAGUCGUUUCCCCAGCCCCCAACCUUGGCUGGGCCAAAUAGGCUCACAGUUUGGGUGAAGCAUGAGUGGCUUCAGCAGCCUUGUGAUUUUGGAGACCUGCAUGAAUGAGAGACCGAGAUCUACGCCAAGUGAAAGGUCCGCUGAAGCAUGCGGUCAAUGAGUCAAGGGAAAUCAGAGUCAUUG